Messenger RNA from Gloeophyllum trabeum ATCC 11539, 270 nucleotides. RefSeq lists its product as uncharacterized. NCBI's taxonomy places the organism in Eukaryota, Fungi, Basidiomycota, Agaricomycetes, Gloeophyllales, Gloeophyllaceae. The record is from RefSeq and is a predicted model, not a curated record. The coding region runs from base 1 to 270 and encodes 89 amino acids. The transcript has 2 exons.
AUGCAGCUCCCCGCCAUCUGCGUCCUGGCCGCGACAGUCCUAGCCACCAACGCCGCCAUCACCUUUGACCCGUUCUCACCGAACAUCUUUUCUAUCAUCCCGAGCCAGGCCGAGCCUCCGCAGUGCUUCUGGAGCGGCACCUCGCCGUUCUGUGCGGGCAGCUGCCCCGAGGGAUACACCGACACCGCCACAAGCUCGUGCGGAGAUGGCGCGUGCUGCUGGACCGGCUACAAGAAUGUUGUCAUGCGUAUCAAGUUGGUCCUACGUUGA